AUGCCGGCGCGGCCGAGGCCGCCCGAUAACUCGUGCGUCGGGGCUCUGGCUCUUCAGGAGCAACACGUACAACCUUGGGCCGACAACCAGGCUCUGCGUGUCCUGAGACCACUCGUCGCCGAUAUCGACGGCACCCAAGCCGAACGUCUGUAUUUCCACCGCUUCCGUCACGUCGCGGGAGCCGGUCUCUGCAACCACGUCACCAAUCUCACGAGUUUCUGGAGCAGACUAGCUCCCCAGCUGAGCCAUUCAGACGCGGCUGUCAAACAUGCCAUCGUUGCCCUCGGCUCCGCGUAUCACAUCUACCAGUCGGCGCUGCCCGAGUCCGAGGACGGUCCGUCGCCUCGAGAGCUCGAAAUCUUCACGAUCCAGCAGUAUGGUACAGCAAUGUCCAAGCUUUCUAGCUAUGCCCACGUACCAAUGAAAGACAGAAUCACCGUCACGCUGCUCUGCUGCGUAUCCUUCGUCUGCAUCGAGACUUUACGAAACAACUGGAGACCGGCCCUGACUCACUUAUCAAACGGCUUGCGAAUUAUCGAGAGCCUGCCUAUGAGUACGCUGAAUGAGCUUCGGAACACCCGCGACUGGUCUACAGAGGAUCAGCUCGGUAUGGACUACAUACUUCGGCUGUUCGCCACCUGGGAAGUUUCGUGUGCACUGUUUGCCGAGAACUUCAAGCCCGUCAUCUCUAUCAAGCUGUACGAAGGGCGAGAACUUGACGAUACCCCUCUGGGGGAAUUCGAAUCCAUUACGCAUGCUCACCGGGUUAUCGUACAGUACACGCGUGACGUGUUUGCUCUCGUCUGGCUGAAUCGCCAGCACCAGGGGGACGAUGAAUUCUGGUCUCAACCCAUACCCAGACGUCAACACGACAUCUUGACACGAAAGGGCGAACGCAUGCCGGGCCUCUUUGAGCGAUUCCUAGCAAAACCUCAGGCACCCGCAACCGGAACGGGAGAGUACUACUCGGUAUGCUUAGAUACGUUGCACUACAGCUGCGCACGUCUCCUGUGCCACAAUCUACGCCAAAAGCCACACGAACGAUCUCAGUCGCCCGACAUCGUAGCCCGAUACGCAGAACUAGUGUCAAUAGCUGCAAUAAUACACAAGGGGCUCGCGGCAAGACAAAAAGAGACCGCAAUCCUACCUCGAUCUUUCACGAUGGACAUUGGCAUCAUCCCGCCCCUGUACUUCAUCAUAGUGAGCUGUCAGGAUCCCGACGUCCAAAAGAGGGCUCUCCGUCUUCUUCGAGACUAUCCGCAGAAGGAGAACUUCUGGGACGGUACUACCGUUCGAAACAUCUUGGCGACGGCAGAGAAGAUUAGUUACGGUCCGGUGCAUCCUUUGAAAGAGGUAGCGGAGUCACUCUCGUUUGGGAAGGGAAUACCUGCUCUCUAUGAGAAGCUUCGUGAAUUGAAUAUAAAAGUCGAAGAGACGUGA
Messenger RNA from Colletotrichum karsti, 1440 nucleotides. RefSeq names its product putative C6 zinc finger domain-containing protein. The transcript has a single exon. NCBI's taxonomy places the organism in Eukaryota, Fungi, Ascomycota, Sordariomycetes, Glomerellales, Glomerellaceae. Bases 1 to 1440 code for a protein of 479 amino acids. The record is from RefSeq and is a predicted model, not a curated record.